UUAGUAAAGAAGCAAGAUCAAUGGGUUUUAGAUUUCUAUGCCGAUUGGUGUGGUUAUUGUCGUCAAUUUGCGCCUAGAUUUGAUGCAGCAGAACAAGUCAUCCGCACGUCUCAUUAUCAACCCAUUUAUUUUGGCAAAGUCAACAUUGAGGAGAAUCCUGCAUUGGCUGCUCGGUUCUUUGUUUCUCGUUUACCUACACUAUUCCAUAUU
Halteromyces radiatus is the source of this 210-nucleotide messenger RNA. Its product is annotated as thioredoxin-like protein. The record is from RefSeq and is a predicted model, not a curated record. NCBI's taxonomy places the organism in Eukaryota, Fungi, Mucoromycota, Mucoromycetes, Mucorales, Cunninghamellaceae. The annotation marks the transcript as partial. The transcript is spliced from 2 exons.